Molecule: messenger RNA, 2362 nt
Organism: Pyricularia oryzae 70-15
Lineage: Eukaryota; Fungi; Ascomycota; Sordariomycetes; Magnaporthales; Pyriculariaceae
Exons: 3
Coding region: 289-2187 (632 amino acids)
Molecular function (GO): catalytic activity
Source: RefSeq, a predicted model, not a curated record
CUCCCCCCUGUCCAUGUUCCCCUGUCUCCGCUCCCCACCAAAAACGGGACCGCUACGUCGUCCACAGGAAAGGAACGACUGCCCCGAUCCCGUCGUAUCUCAGCCAGCCAUCCUUGUUCAAGCUUCAUGGUUGUGAUCACAACACUCAAACUAUUUGGCUUGAGGAGAUCAUUGGUCCUAUCUCGAUCGUUAAAAACCAGACGCAUGUGUCUGAGGUUUUGAUUGCUCCGUUGAAGGAUUGUCCUCAAUUUCUCCGUCUACCUAACUUCGUUCACAGACAAGGUAAAAAUGCCCUCAUCAGCAAGCGCAUCUCCAAAACGGGCAUUUAUCAAUUACCCGCUCCCCAAGGAAUGUCCCAAUACCGUCUAUAACCAUGAAGUAGACAAAAACCCUCCGCUGCGAGGGUACAGCCUUGCUGUCGCCUCCACUUUAGUCGAAAGAUUCCCGUCGCUGCAAACUUACUUCUGGUCCACCGCCGGCUUCGGCACCGUCAAGGACAUCCGCUACCUUGACGAAGCCCACGCCAGAUCCCUGCAGGGCGCGGUCAUACCUCUGCCAGCAGAGGGCGAUGCCGCCACCGCGCAGAGCGUGGGGGAGCUGACCAGCCCGGCCGCGUACCCAGCCCAGUCGGCGCCGCGCUACCACUCGGCGGCCGACUACCACGCCAUGUACAAGUCCGGCGCCGCGACCCCGCUGCAGGUCGCGAUGGCGCUGCUGCCGUACAUCACGGGCGACAAGGGCGCCGAGCACGCCACGGCCUGGACGGCCUGCAAGCGGGACGAGGUGCUGGCCGAGGCGCGCGCGUCGACCGAGCGCUGGGCUGCGGGCAAGCCCAUAGGCGUGCUGGACGGCGUGCCGUUUGGCGUCAAGUGUGACACGCCCGUCGCGGGCUACGUCAACACGUUUGGCAUCAAGCCGCAGGCUGGGUUGAGCUUCUUCAAAAAGGUGCAGGAGGAGGACUGCUGGCCCGUCAAGAAGAUGCGCGAGGCUGGUGCCGUCAUGGUCGGGAGGCUGAACAUGCACGAGGUCGGGAUGGAUACUACGGGGUGUAACCCCGGCAUCGGCACCCCCACAAACUGGUUCAACAAGUCCUACUACCCAGGCGGCUCGUCCUCUGGUGGCGGGUCGGUCGUCGGCGUGGGCCUGAUUCCCAUAUCCAUCGGUACCGACGCAGGCGGCAGCGUGCGCAUCCCCGCCGCAUUCAACGGCUGCUUUGGGCUCAAGGUGACGCACGACCGCACCAUGGCCAUGAACAGCCUCAUGUGCGUCACGGGCCCGCUGGGCGCCACCACCGCUGACCUGCGCGCCGCCUACCGCGUCAUGGCCCAGCCGAACCCGGACUGCGAGGUCCAGGGCCGGUUCGCGCCCACAUCCUGUCCUCCCACGGCCGACGCCAACACCACCCGACCGAAGCUCCUCGGCAUCUGCAAGGCGUGGGUCGAGCUCGCCAAGCCCGAGGUGAGGGCGUGCUUCGACGCGGCCGUGGCGCACAUGGUCGAGAAGCAAGGCUACACGGUCGUCGACAUCGAGCUGCCAUACCUCCGCGAGGGUCAGGUGGGCCACGCGGCGGCGUGCCUGACCGAGGGGGUGGACCACCAGCGGAUGCGGCACGACCCGGCGGCGGGCGACGGGGGCGGCUGGGUCGACAUGCUGUCGUACCCGUCGCGGGUGCUCCUGUCCAUCGGGCAGCACACGCGGUCCGUCGACUACGUCAAGAUCAUGCAGCUGCGGCAGCUGCUGAUGCGGCACCUCGCCCACCUGUACUCGGAGAAGCACCCGGGCAUGUUGAUCGUGAGCCCGCUCAGCGCCAUACCGGGCUGGCGCAAGCACCCGGCCGACGCGCGCUUCGGCGUCAGCGACGGCAAUGUCACGUUUGAGAACAUGAGGUACAUUUGGCUGUCCAACAUGACGGGCUGCCCGAGCGUCAGCGCGCCCAUGGGCUACGUCGAGCCCAAGGUAGGCGAGGGCAGGGUGCCGGUUGGCAUCAUCGCCAUGGGCGAGUGGGGCGAGGAGGAGAGUCUGCUGGACUGGGCUGCCGACGUCGAGGGCUACCUCAACGGGAUGGAAGGAGGAAGGCCGAGACCGAAGGAGUGGGUUGAUGUGAUCAAGUUGGCCAAGGAGACUGAGAGCGAGGAGCUCGUGCACGACGAUGUCAAGGCUGGAAAGCAAAGACAGCAAAAGUUGUGAUGAGUGUUAUACCGCCGCCACUGAUUUUAGGCUUGUGUUCAUUAAGAUAACUGUAAUGUGCAAAUGUGGACGUUACUGUAAUGAUUUACCCACUGGAAAUGGGACCAGCGAAAUAUAGUACACAGGUAGGGUCUUUGCUAAAAAUCACUAAAUUGGACGCAUAAGUGGUAUCUCA